Myxocyprinus asiaticus (Chinese sucker) is the source of this 2592-nucleotide messenger RNA. Its product is annotated as ranBP-type and C3HC4-type zinc finger-containing protein 1-like. Lineage: Eukaryota; Metazoa; Chordata; Actinopteri; Cypriniformes; Catostomidae. Bases 190 to 1716 code for a protein of 508 amino acids. The record is from RefSeq and is a predicted model, not a curated record. Gene Ontology annotation, cellular component: LUBAC complex. Gene Ontology annotation, molecular function: ubiquitin-protein transferase activity; zinc ion binding; ubiquitin binding. The transcript is spliced from 13 exons. Gene Ontology annotation, biological process: proteasome-mediated ubiquitin-dependent protein catabolic process; protein linear polyubiquitination; positive regulation of canonical NF-kappaB signal transduction.
GAGUUGCGUAAUCAUUUCUCAUCGGAGGCCCGUGGGAUUGACUCGGGACUUCCUGAAACUGCGCUUCUUUCACUUUUAAUUUAUUUACAGUUACUUAAGUUAUCAUUUAAUCAGCAAUGAGAGAAAGAGACAGAAACAGAGAGUGUGUAAUUAAAUCUACUGUCCUAUGAAGUUUUCAGGAUCAAAGCUAUGGCUGAACUAGGUGCCUCUAGCAAUAUAACAGAAGCGGAAGACGCUGCACGAUUGCUGAGCGAUGCCAUCAACUCGAGAGAUAAAGAGGAGGCAACCAAAUGCCUGGACCAACUUUUUAAUAUGAAACUCCCUGUAUGUGUUAAAAUAAGUCCAGAAGCGUACUCGCAAGAUGUCAUCAGGUUGAGAGUAGGUGUGGCGGAUGUCAUGUCAGAUGCCUACAGCCCAAUAACAAUAAUGGUACCUGUUUACAUGACAAUAUCAGAGCUGAAAGAAAAGAUCAAUCAGGACUAUGGAUUUCACCCGGCUGUUCAACGCUGGGUGAUCGGGAAGCGUCUCGCCCAGGACAAAGAGACCCUGUUUCAUUAUGGGGUCAGAAACCAUGAUGACUCGGCCUUCUUGUUCAUCCUUACGGCCCGGGCCACCCAUCUGAGCCACAAGCAGGAAAGAAAAGAGAAACAGGAUAAACGGAUGGAUGGUAUUAUUGAAAACAUGGAGAUCAUGGACCCACGCCUGCCGGUUCUGGUCGCCAAAGGAAAUGCUCUUCUUCAGCCUCCUCUUCCUCCCAAACCUCAGCCAGGUUGGUCAUGUUCAGAGUGCACGUUCCUGAAUAAACCAACGCGCCCUGGAUGUGAGAUGUGCAGCACAGCGAGACCUGAGAACUACAAAGUACCAGAUCUGUACCAGCCAGAUGAGGAAGAACAUCGAAGACUUCAACAGGAGGAACUCGCCAGUAUGCAUUACGAGCAGUCUCUUUUGGAAGAACAGAAGAGGAAUUUCCAAGAACUCUUGGAAAUGGAUUCCCACAGCCUGGUGGAGAAUGCGGGUAAAUUGGAUUGCGCAAUCUGCUUUUGCACCAUCAUGCCAGGAGAGGGUGCUGUUCUAAGAGAGUGUCUGCAUAGCUUCUGCAGAGAAUGUCUCAAAGGAACUGUUCUGAACUGCACAGAUGCCGAAGUGUCGUGCCCAUUUGUAGAUCAGGAGUAUUCCUGUAACUGCAAACUUCAAGACAGAGAAAUCAAAACGCUUCUCACUCAGGAAGAGUAUCUGAAGUUUCUAGAACUGAGGCUGAGCAUUGCAGAAUCCCGCACUGAGAACAGCUACCACUGCAAGACACCCGACUGUCCCGGCUGGUGCAUCUUCGAAGAUGACGUGAACGAGUUUACAUGUAAUAAUUGCAACGAGACAAACUGUCUCCUCUGCAAGGCUAUUCAUAAGGGAAUGAACUGCAAAGAAUAUCAGGACGACCUUCAUUUAAGAGCGCAGAAUGAUGACGCAGCCCGACAAACCACAGAGGUGCUUGAGCAACUCUUGAAGAACGGCGAGGCAAUGGAGUGUCCCAAAUGUAAAGUGAUUGUUCAGAAAAAAGACGGCUGUGACUGGAUCUGUUGUCUAAUGUGUAAGACAGAGAUCUGCUGGGUGACCAAACAGGCUCGAUGGGGACCAAAGGGUGCUGGAGACACAUCGGGUGGCUGCAGAUGUCGAGUCACUGGAGUCCUCUGCCAUCCACAAUGCCAGAACUGUCACUGAUCGCUUAACGCUGCUUCUUCAACAUAAAAAACUACGCUACAUCAGCACAACACUUUCUCAAACACACAGUUUGUAAUUGUUGUUGCGAAGCUUUAAAAUGUUCACUUUCUCUAGUUACAUCAGUUUGGCCCAUUAAUCAGGAAUACUUUUCUUGAGAGGGUUCAGGUUUUUGUUAAAACUAGACCUUUGACCCAAAACAGAUGUAAAGUUAACUGUAAAAUUGAUUUCCGACUAAUAAAUAAAAGUGAAUGCCAUCAGGAGAACAGGGUUUGGAAAUGAUUGAGCUAUAUUAGAAAGAACAAUUGAAAAGGCUCCAGUUUCAAAUCCUUAACUGUGACCUCUGAAUGUGCCAAAGUGUUUACAUAAAUUGCACUAUCUGAGCUUAUUUUGAAGUAUACACCACAUUAUUAAAAGAUGCAUUAAACUGAUAAGUCUUAAAUAACUACCAUUUCCCUUUAAAAUGUCAAACUAGGAAUUGUAAAAUGAUGGAUAAUGUACUAAGAAUUGUGCAUUACCAGUAUAAUGACUGGACUGUGAAAUUAUUUCUCAAGACUCUGGAUACCUUGAUGUUUAUAUAAGGGAUUUUUGAUGUUUUGAAUCCCUAAAUUGAACCAUGAAGAAAAUAUAAAGAACAUGAUGAUGGUUAAUCUGAAUGCAGAAAAUGGAAUGGACUGUAAUCAACUCACAAAUCACACAAGUUAAAAUGAAAAAAGUAAAUAUAUUUUAAAACUACAAGAAUUGAAGUAUUUAUUUUUCUUUAAUUCUCAAAAUGUUGUCAAGAGGGUCCCUCUUAAACUCUUUACAAUAUCUUAUGAAGUUAAUGCACAUAAUUUUUUAAAUGCCUACAUAUAAUAAAGCUAUAUAAAUAAUCUCUUA